CUCAUCCGCAUUCUGUUACGUGACACAAUACGAAGGUCCAUUUGAUCGUUGAUAUUCCCUCGGGUCAGGUAACAGCAUACGACGUCGUACGCGGAAUGGCAUCGACCACGCACGUGUCGACUGAUCGACCAGAGCCCCAAGAAAAGCGCCGCCGGAUAGAUCGAGUUACAGCAGCGUGUGAUCUUUGUAAAAAGCGAAAAGUGAAGUGCGACGGUGAACAGCCAUGCGCAUAUUGCCAACGUAAGGGUCGUGCAGAUACGUGCACCUUUACAGCCCCAAAGGUCCGCGGUUUACGGUCUGCUGGACAUACUCCAAACAGUUCAACCCCUUCGCACGUUAUUGAACAAGCAAAUCAACAAUUAACGCCCCACCGGCACAUACAUGAUGGCGUAAUCACUAUUGGAACAUCACUAUCGCCCACGAUCAGCAGAGAAGAACACCCCGAGGACACAGUGGUACCGCUGGAAGGCCGCAUUUUGCGUGAUGCGCAGGGCAAGGUUAUUUUCGUUGGUGAUUGCGCACCACUGUCGUUCUUGCAGACUGUCAGGCAUUUGAUUGCGUCUGCUGUCGAUACAGACGCGGUGCCCGCGCAAUCUUCUCGGGAUUCAAUAAUUGAAGUUGCUCGACCAGGAUCAGCUGACCAGCAACAUCCUUUAUCAGUAUCGUUACACGAAGUCGGGCCCCUUGUUCAGCAAUACACUGUAGCAGUCAGUGGCUUAGUUGAUUUGUUUGAACAUGAUGAGCUAAUGGGUGAGAUACGUUCUUGGGCUACAGGUGCAAUUGCGCGUCCCCACGAGUCUGCAGCUGCUGUGUUUUACCUUGUGCUUGCAAUUGGCGCGCAAGAAAGCCAUGAGAUCAAGGCAGAAGCCUGGUUCGUAUAUGCCAGAGAUAUACUGCUAAAGAAUCUCGUCAAUAGCAUGAACGUUUCAACAGUCCAAGGCUUUGCUCUCGUUACUAUCUACAUGCUCCGAGCUUUCCAGCCUAAUGGUGCCUACCUUUACUUUUCCUUAUCUGCUCGCACAGCUUAUGCUAUAGGCCUGCAUCGAACAGAAGUGAACGCAUCCUUUGGAGGUUCAAUCAAGGUCGUCAGGGACCGUAUAUGGAAAAGCCUUCGUGUUGUCGAUCAGCUCAUCAGUAAUCUGCUGGGUCGGCCCCCGUCAACUUCAGACGUGGACUGUACCGUCAAAUACAGUGUUGCAGAAGUCGAUGAAGAUCUCAACACACGUAUACUUGAUGCAAGUGUACAGAUAUUCAUGAUCAUCGAGCGAGUCGUGGUCGAAGUCUACUCUCGCAAACGGAUUUCUCUUCGCAUCGCAAAUUAUGUUUCUCGCCAACUGAAGACUUGGGCAACGAGCUGGCUUGAACCCUUACACGAGGCUACCAAUCAAGUAGAACCGGGCAGCCAAUCGCCACAGGCAGCCAUCGGGGCGUGCUCUACACUGUGCACGUACUACUACGGUAUAAUGCUACUCACAAGACCAUUCUUGAUCUACGAGCUGUACGAGCACAUGGGCGCUUCUCUUAAAGGUGGAGGUACACAAGUGGAACAUGAGGAGAAGCGAAAGUAUGCCGACGCCGCACUUGACGCCGCAUCGUCUUUUGUGGACACUUUACAGAAUGUCAUACAAACUGGGAAAUUGCCUCGCAGGAUGCCGCUUAUAGUAUCUUGGCUCUUCACCACUUCACUUGUGUUAGCAGUCGGCAUACUUGGCCACUCAGGAUUGACUUUUAAGGACGACUGCCAAGCUUCGAUUCGAUGCCUCGACUACUUCGGCAAAGUCGAUCCACAUGCAAGGCAGUACUCUCUCACUGUGCAAUCUCUUCUGAAGACGACGACAACACAUGUCAGACAACGAGAAAAACACUUGCGAUCGCAGCAAAAGCAAGCCUCAUCGCAGCUUUUUGGAUUACUUCCCCCAACUAAUACAACGCUAAGACAAGACGUCCAUCGACGUUGCCCAACUACUGUGCAGUCGUUCACUUCGUCAGUACCAGAAGUGGACAGUGUCAAUUCUGUCGCAUCCUCUGACUGGACUAUAUACGAUGCAGACUUUUUCUCAAUGCCAUGGAUGAAUGAGAAUGAUCAGGGCUUACAGGGCUUCCUGCAGCCCGGGACACACACUUUCGAUGGUGCGUCCAUCGCAGAUAUACCACUCUUCCCCAUGUACGACCAGCAAAGUGGCGGAAGCUUCCUCUGAGCACGGAAAACUCAAACACCAUUCGCCAUGCAGCGCUCAUAAUGCCAAAUGCAAGAAAAUCAAAAUGGAGUUUGCUGCGUUCA
This is a messenger RNA of Boeremia exigua, 2281 nucleotides long. RefSeq lists its product as uncharacterized. Gene Ontology annotation, cellular component: nucleus. The transcript is spliced from 5 exons. Bases 96 to 2198 code for a protein of 700 amino acids. NCBI's taxonomy places the organism in Eukaryota, Fungi, Ascomycota, Dothideomycetes, Pleosporales, Didymellaceae. Gene Ontology annotation, biological process: DNA-templated transcription; positive regulation of transcription from RNA polymerase II promoter by galactose. Gene Ontology annotation, molecular function: zinc ion binding; RNA polymerase II cis-regulatory region sequence-specific DNA binding; DNA-binding transcription factor activity, RNA polymerase II-specific. The record is from RefSeq and is a predicted model, not a curated record.